Messenger RNA from Dipodomys ordii (Ord's kangaroo rat), 9732 nucleotides. RefSeq names its product asp (abnormal spindle) homolog, microcephaly associated (Drosophila) (gene Aspm). Gene Ontology annotation, biological process: establishment of meiotic spindle localization; spindle organization; mitotic cell cycle. NCBI's taxonomy places the organism in Eukaryota, Metazoa, Chordata, Mammalia, Rodentia, Heteromyidae. The record is from RefSeq and is a predicted model, not a curated record. The annotation marks the transcript as partial. The transcript is spliced from 29 exons. Gene Ontology annotation, molecular function: protein binding. Gene Ontology annotation, cellular component: spindle pole.
UCCCCGGCCGUCCUCUCGCUCAGCCACUUCUGCCGGUCGCCCUUCGUCUCCUUCGGCGACGUCCGCGUGGGGGCGUCGCGGACGCGGCCCCUGCUGCUGCUCAACCCGCACGACGACGCGGCCGAGGUGCACGUCCGCGUCCCCGCCGCCGACCUGGGCUUCAGCGUGGAGCCGCGCCGCUGCGAGCUGCAGCCUAAAGAAAAGAUUGUUAUUUCUGUUACCUGGACACCGGUGAAAGAGGGCCGAGUAAGAGAGAUUGUGACAUUUGUUGUUAAUGAUAUCCUGAAACACCAAGCUAUAUUAUUAGGGAAUGCCGAAGAACAAAAAAAGAAAAAGAAGAGUCUUUGGGACACCAUUAGCAAGAAGAAAAUUCCAGUCUCUUCAACUCACCAUAAAAGGAUUUCAAAUACUCAAAAUAUCAAUGAAACAUUUAAUGUUUCACAGAAAGGAGCCAGAGUUAGGAGCCCCCUACAAGCUUGUGAGAAUCUCACUACCAGUGAAGACUGUUCUCCAACCAAAAGCAAUGCUUUAGCUCUCGAAGAAAAUAAAAUACCUAUAUCACCUAUCAGCCCUGCUUUCAAAGAGUGCCAUGGAGAAACCUGUUUGCCACUUUUUCUACGCCGAUCUACUGCCUACUCAUCUCUUCCUGCCUCUGAAAAUGGAGAGCAAGUAGAAGGAACUGGUAAUUCAAAAGACUUUGCUUUCAAUGAGAAAGUCAUAACUGAAACUUGCUUUAACUCCAUUAAUAUUCCUGGUUCAAGUCAAGAGAAUGGUAAACUUAUUUGUACCCCAAAUUGUUCUUCGACUUUGAACUUUAUACAAAGCCAAGGACAUUUUAUAAGUCCAGAUUCUUUUGUAAAAAAUAGCCAGGCAGCUAAUGAUGAACCAGGGUUAAUGACACAUAUCUCAGCAAACACAUUUGCGAAGGACAGUUUGAAGCCUGUGUGUUUGGAAUCCAAAAUCCUACCCGAAAUUUGCCAAGCAAUUUUAAGCCCAGAUUCUUUUGUAAAGGACAAUUAUGGGCUAAAUCAGGAUCUACAAUCAGGGUCCACCCGUACUAUUUUAUCCCCAAGUCAAUUUGUAAAGGAUAACAUGCCACAUGUAUGUAUAUCUGAGCAAACAGGUAAACCAUUAGCAAAUGAAAGUUCUCAGGUCCUGCAGUGUUCUCGGGAUUGGGAAGAAAAUGGAGUUUUACUACGUGUUCCUGAACGACAGCAUUCAAAAACUCCCAAGGAGACUUUUGAAGAAUUAAAACCUGUAGAAACAAAGUCAAACUAUUCCAGUUGUACAGAACAGACUCGUCCUGCAUUUUCUGCUGUUCAAGAUGUUCCUUAUCAAGGCCACAACAAACAACCUAAGAAACGCCCGAUACUCACUGCCACUGUUGUUAAAAGGAAGCCCACCUGUGCCAGGGAAAACCGAACUGACGUCCCUAAGCCACAAACAAGAAGAUGUCUCAACAGUGUGGUAGGUGAAUGCGAAAAGGUGCUAGGUAACCAGAGAGAGAGAGAGACACUUCUCCAUCUUCCAGUUAUUCCAGUUAUAGAUCCCGGCCAAAGGAAAUUGGAGAAUUACGCACAUGAAAUCACUCCUCUGGCUGCCCGUAAGCGGAAGAGUGAUGGAGGCAUGGGGGACCUGGACGGGAAGGACGUCCUUACACAACAUUCGGAAGUGUGUGACAUUAAAAGAAUCCAUUUUUCUCCCUCGGAAUCUAAAACAUCAACUGUUAGAAAGGACAAGAAGAUGGUAACUCCUGUCUCUAAACAUAGUUGCAGCAGGGAGAAAUUAAGCCUGAGGAAGAAAUCUGAUUCAUUAGUAUUUAAAACACCUAUUUCUAAAACGAGCAAAAGGAGAAAGCGCGUUAUUGCUGUGGCACAAUCGAAUCUGACCUUCAUCAAGCCAUUAAAAACAGCUAUGCCCAGGCACCCAAUGCCGUUUGCUGCCAAAAAUAUGUUUUAUGAUGAACGCUGGAAGGAAAAGCAGGAACAGGGCUUCACUUGGUGGCUGAAUUUUAUAUUGACUCCUGAUGACUUCACAGUAAAAACAAGUGUUUCUGAAGUAAAUGCUGCCACUCUUCUUCUGGGAGUGGAGAAUCCACACAAAGUAAGUGUGCCUAAAGCACCCACAAAGGAGGAAGUGUCUCUCAGAGCCUAUACUGCGCGCUGCCGGCUGAAUAGAUUGCGAUGCACAGCAUGCUGCCUGUUUACUUCUGAGAAUAUGGUUAAAGCCAUUAAAAGGCUCGAAAUUGAAAUUGAAGCCGGACGGUUACUUGUUCGAAAAGAUAGACACCUCUGGAAAGAUGUGGGUGAACGGCAGAAAGUCCUGAAUUGGCUGUUGUCAUACAAUCCUUUGUGGCUUCGAAUUGGCCUUGAGACAAUUUAUGGAGAACUCAUAUCUUUGGAAGACAAUAGUGAUAUCCUUGGAUUGGCUGUGUUCAUUCUGAAUCGCUUGCUUUGGAAUCCCGAGAUAGCAGCUGAGUAUAGACAUCCCACUGUGCCUCAUCUCUAUAGAGAUGGUCAUGAAGAAGCUUUGUCCAAGUUUACACUGAAGAAAUUACUGCUCUUGGUCUGCUUUCUUGAUCAUGCUAAGAUUUCCAGACUUAUUGAUCAUGACCCUUGUCUCUUUUGUAAAGAUGCUGAAUUCAAGGCCAGUAAAGAUAUUCUUCUGGCUUUUUCACGAGAUUUCCUGAGUGGUGAAGGGGAUCUCUCCCGUCACCUUAGCUUAUUGGGAUUUCCCGUGAGCCAUGUUCAGAUGCCAUUUGAUGAAUUUGACUUUGCUGUCACAAAUCUUGCUGUGGAUUUACAAUGUGGGGUGAGACUUGUGCGAACCAUGGAACUUCUCACACAGAACUGGACUCUUUCAAAGAAACUCAGGAUUCCUGCCAUAAGCCGUCUUCAAAAGAUGCACAAUGUUGAUAUAGUCCUUCAAGUUCUUAAAUCACGAGGAAUUCAGUUGAGUGAUGAACAUGGAAACCCUAUCUUCUCCAAGGACAUUGUGGAUAGGCACAGAGAAAAGACUCUUGCAUUGCUUUGGAAAAUCGCCUGUGCUUUUCAGGUGGAUAUUUCCCUUAAUUUAGAACAACUAAGGGAAGAAAUUGACUUCCUAAAACACACACACAGCAUAAGAAAAGCAAUUUCUGCACUAUCAUGUUGUUCUGAUGCCACUAUGAACAAAAAAAAAGACAAAAGGAAUAGUGCUCCCCUUGAACAAUACAGUGACAGUGUGAAGUUGUUGAUGGAGUGGGUAAAUGCAGUGUGUGCCUUCUACAAUAAGAAGGUGGAGAAUUUCACAGUGUCUUUCUCAGAUGGCCGUGUUUUAUGUUACCUGAUCCACCACUACCAUCCUUGCUAUUUGCCUUUGGAUGCUGUGUGUCAGCGCACCACCCAGACUGUGGAGUGCACGCAGACAGGCUCCGUGGUAUUGAACUCCUCCUCUGAAUGUGACGAUAGUAUUCUGGAUGUGUCUUUUCAAGCAUUGGAUCACGAAAAUGCCUCAGAACUACACAAAGAGCUUCUAGAAAAUGAAAAGAAAAAUUUUCGUUUGGUAACAUCUGCAGCAAGAGACCUGGGUGGAAUACCUGCUAUGAUCCAUCAUUCAGAUAUGUCAAAUACAAUUCCUGAUGAAAAGGUUGUUAUUACCUAUUUGUCAUUCCUCUGUGCAAGGCUUUUGGAUCUUCGUAAAGAGAUCAGGGCUGCUCGACUCAUACAGACAGCUUGGAGAAAACAUAAGCUAAAAAAAGAUCUAAAACACUAUAAGGAGCGAGACAAAGCUGCAAGAAUUAUCCAGAAAGCUGUAAUCAAUUUUCUAAGCAGACAGCGAUGGAAAAAAGAGGUUACUGCAGCACUAGUCCUUCAGAAAUGUUGGCGAAGAGUCUUAGCACAGAGACAGUUAUUAAUCUUAAAAGAGGAAAAACUGGAGAAAAUUCAAAAUGCAUCAGCAACAAUUAUUCAGGCAUAUUGGAGAAGAUAUUCCACUAGAAAAAGAUUUUUGAGUUUGAAGUAUUAUUCAGUCUUCCUGCAAUCCAGGAUACGAAUGAUAAUUGCUGUUACAUCUUAUAAAAGAAAACGCUGGGCCAUAGUUACAAUACAGAGGCAUUGGUGUGCUUGUGUUCAAAGAAGAAGAGAUCAACAAAGAUAUAAAAUGCUGAAAUCUGCGACCCUUGUAAUCCAGUCCAUGUUUCGAAGAUGGAAGCGACGUAAAGUUCAACAACAAGUAAAAGCUGCAAUAAUACUGCAAAGAGCUGUUAGAAAAUGGCAUGUCCGGAAGCAAGCCAGGGAGAAGUCUGCCAUCAUCAUACAAUCAUGGUACAGAAUGCACAGGCAAUUACAGAAAUAUGCUUAUACUAGAUCUUGCAUUGUUGUCAUUCAAAGAACAUUUCGGUGCUUUCAAGCCCAAAAGUUAUAUAAAAGAAAGAAAGCAUCCGCCCUGACUCUGCAGAAAUACUUCAGAGCCUAUCUGAAGGGAAAGGCUGAACGCACCAGCUACUUACAAAAGCAAGCUGCGGCCAUUCGACUGCAGUCUGCUUUCAGGAGAAUGAAAGCUCGUCAUUUGCACAGGCAAGUUAGAGCUGCUUGUGUGUUGCAGUCAUAUUGGAGAAUGAGACAGGACAGACUUUGUUUUUUAAGCUUUAGGCAGAUGGUUAUCAAAUUGCAGGCAUGUGUAAGAAGAAAUCAGCAAUUACAGAAAUACAAGAAGAUGAAGAGAGCCGCUAUCAUAAUUCAGACUCAUUUCCAAGCUUGCGUUUCAGCCAGGAGAGUUCGAGUAUCUUACCAAAAAACACGAUCUGCUGUCAUUGUUCUACAGUCUACCUACAGAGCGCUGCAAGCUAGGAAUGCAUUUCUUUAUAUCCGCAAAUCUGUCAUAAAGAUUCAGUCAUAUUUUCGUGCUUAUAUUUCAAGAAAGAAAUUUCUGAUCCUAAGAAAUACUACCAUAAAGUUGCAGUCUAUUGUCAGGAUGAAGCAAGCACGCGGACGCUAUGCACAGAUAAAAGCAGCUGCCCUGUCUAUCCAGCGACGGUACAGGUCCAAAAGACUGGCUGCGUGCAGGAGAAAGGAAUAUUUACAGGUACGUGAGUCUUGUGUCAAACUGCAAGCUUUAUGUAGAGGAUGGCUGGCCCGAAAACAGAUGAGGAUGCAGAGAAAAGCAGUGGUUGUACUGCAGUCUUACUUCAGAAUGAGAAGGAUGAGGCAGUGCUACCUGUGCACCUACAGCGCGGUUCUGCUCCUCCAGAUUCGCUAUCGUGCCUACAGGGCACAAGUCAACCAGAGGAAGAAGUUCUUGCGAGUCAGAAGAGCAGCUGUCUGUUUGCAAGCAGCCUACAGAGGUUACCGAGCUCGCCAGCUCAUCAAACAGCAAUCUAUCGCAGCUGUUAAAAUUCAAACUGCUUUUAGAGGCUAUAGCAAAAGGGUGAAAUAUCAAUUGGUGCUGCAGUCUGCUGUCAAGAUUCAGAGGUGGCACAGGGCAUGUAAGGCCGCUCGGGAUUUAAGAACAUGGUUUUUAAAGACAAGAGUGGCUGCGAUUGCUCUCCAAUCUGGCUAUCGGGGCUGGAGAGUUCGGAAGCAGAUCAGAAAGGAACAUCAAGCAGCAGUGAAGAUCCAGUCUGGGUUUCGAAUGAUCCAGGCCCAGAGGCAGUUUAAAUCCUGGAAAAGGGCAGCUGUGGUCAUCCAGCAGCACCUGCGAGCAUGGCGGGCUGGAAGGCAGCAGCGUAGGGCCUAUGUUGAACUCCGCCGUGCCGUGCUCGUGCUCCAGGCUGCAUGGAGAGGGUGGGCACUGAGGAGUGAGGUCCAGCGGUGGCACACCUGUGCCAUCCUCAUACAGUCCUGCUACAGAAUGCACGCUCAACACAGCCGGUGGAAAACGAUCAGGAAAGCUGCUCUACUGAUUCAAACAUGUUACCGGGCUUACCGUCUUGGAAAAGAGCAGCAUCGCUUAUAUUUGAAGACAAAAGCAGCUGCUGUAACUUUGCAGUCCGCUUACCGUGGGGCGGAAGUGAGAAAAAGAAUAAAAGAUUGGAACAGAGCAGCAAUCACUAUACAGUCUAAAUACAGAGCUUACAAAGCCCAGAAGAAAUACAUCACUUACAGAAGUGCUGCUGUUGUCAUUCAGAGAUGGUAUCGAAACAUUAAAAUUGCAAACCAGCAACGAAAGGGAUAUCUUAAUUUAAAGAAAACAGCGAUGAAAAUCCAGGCUGUUUACAGGGGCACUAGGGUAAGGCAGCAAAUUCAACACAUGCACAGGUCUGCCACUUGUAUUCAAGCGAUGUUUAAAAUGCAUCAGUCAAGGUCACGAUACCACGCAAUGAGAAGAGCAGCUGUUAUAAUUCAAGUAAGGUUCAGAGCCUAUCAUGAAGGUAAAACUCAGCGUGCAAAGUACCUUAGGGUUUUGAAGGCCAUUGGUAUUCUUCAGGCAAGGUUUAGAGGAGCUAGAGUCAGACAGGCUAUGAGAAAGAGGCAGGUGGCAGCCACACUGAUUCAGUCCCACUAUAGAAGAUACAGGCAGCAAAUGUACUACACCAAGUUAAAGAAAGUGACACAGACAGUGCAGCAGAGAUACCGAGCAGUGAAGGAAGGAAGGAGACAGUUUCAGAGGUAUAGCAGGCUGCGACGUUCUGUGGUUCUCCUGCAGGCUGCUGGCAGGGGAAUGAUGGUCAGGAGAUAUGUAAAAGCUAUGCAUUCGGCUGCCACUCUUAUUCAGAGGACAUUUAGAACUCUGAUGGUGAGAAGAAAAUUCCUCUGUCUCCAGAAAACUGUGAUUUGGGUUCAAAGAAAAUACCGCGCAAAGCUCUUGGCCAGGUAUCAGUUACAACAAUUUCUGCUGGUGCGAAGGGCAGUUAUUCAAAUCCAGUCAUCCUAUAGAGGGUGGAUUGUAAGAAAGAAGGUGAGAGAGAUGCACAAGGCUGCUACGUGCAUCCAGGCUGCUUUCAGGAUGCACAGAGCAUGUGUGAGAUACCGGGCCUUGAAACAGGCCUCAGCUGUGAUCCAGAAGCAACACCGGGCAAACAGAGCUGCAAAGAGGCAGAGACAGCGUUUCAUCACACUAAGAAGGUCUGCUGUGAUUCUCCAGGCUGCCUUCAGGGCAAUGAAAGCCAGGAGGCAUGUGAAAGAAAUGCAUUUGUCUGCAACACUUAUUCAGAGUAGAUUCAGAUCCUUUGUGAUGAGGAGGAGAUUCAUUUCUCUCAAGAGAGCUGCUGUUUUUGUUCAGAGGAAAUACCGAGCCACCAUUUAUGCCAGAUGCAAGAGGCACCAAUUCUUGGAGUUACGAAAGGCAGCCAUUAGCAUCCAGUCAUCUUACCGGAGAUUGAUGGUGAAGAAGAAGUUACAAAACAUGCACAGGGCUGCACUUCUCAUUCAGGCCACUUUUAGAAUGCACACAACGUACGUGAUAUUUCAGCAGUGGAAACGUGCCUCGAUUCUAAUUCAACAACAUUACCGAACAUACCGAGCUGCCAAAUUGCAAAGAGAGAAGCUUCUAAGGAAAAAAUACAGGGCUGCUGUCAUCAUACAAAGCACAUAUCGAAUGUCUAAGCAGUAUUGUUUCUACCAGAAAGUUCAGUGGGCUACAAGAGUAAUACAAGAACAUUAUAGGACAAGUAAAAAACAGAAAGCUCUUCAGUUCCAGGCAAGUUGCACUGAUGCCAGUUUUCAAGACAUGACCAGAAGGAAACAGGCUGAGAAAGAACAUGAGGCUGCCGUUGUUAUUCAGAAGUAUUUCAAAGCCUGUAAAACCAGAAGACGUUAUCUUUGCCUGAGAGCUGCCGUCAUUUCUGUCCAGAGAAGAUACAGAGCAUCAGCUGCAGCAUACUCCCAAGCCGCUGCCUCAGUAGACUUGCCUUACCGAGGAUUUAAGGAAACAGAGUAUCCAUCUGAGAGGGCCACUGUGCCCAUGCAGAGCCCUUGUCCUGACCUACAAGCACAGGAGCGUGCGGCCCUACGGAUUCAGUCCUUCCUGCACAUGGCUGUUCAUCGCACAAGUUUUCUUCGACAGAGGAGAGCUGCUGUCACCUUACAACAGUGUUUCAGGACCUGGAAAACCAGAAAACAGUUUUUACUAUAUAGGAAAGCUGUGUUGGUUUUACAGAACCACUACAGAGCCUUUCUGUCUACAAAACACCAAAGACAAGUUUAUUUACAAACCAGGAGCCGUGUUAUCAUGAUUCAAGCUGGAAUGAGAAGAUUCAUACAGAAAAGGAAGUUUCAGAAAAUUAAAACUAGUGCCAUAAAAAUUCAGGCUGCAUGGAGAAGAUACAAAGCCAAGAAAUACGUACAUGAAGUGAAUGCCACCUGCAAGAUUCAAGCCUGGUAUAGGGGUUGGAGAGCACGCAGAGAAUAUUUAGCCAUAUUAAACGCUGUUAAAAUUGUUCAGCGUUACUUCCACGCCAAGCAGGAGAGGACCCGGUUUUUGAAGAUGAGAGUAUCAGUAGUUAUCAUACAGAGAAAAUGGAGAGCAGUGCUUUCUGGAAGAGUCACUCGUGAACAAAUCACAGGAAAAAGUAUAGAACAGAAGGCUCGAAUUCGCCUCCUUCCCUUCACUGCAGCUGCAUUUUUCCACCUGUCUGCCCUUAGAAUUCAGAGAGCUUAUAGACGUUACAGGGCUGUGAGGAGUGCCGAGACGCAUGUGGAUUCAGUCAUCUGUAUUCAGAGAUGGUUUCGAAAAAAAAUGCAACAGAAAAGGUUGAUUGAAAUUGAGCAUGAAGUUCAGGAACGUCUGAGACACCAAAACAGAGCUGCAUCGGUAAUACAGAAAGCAGUGCGCCAAUUUCUUCUUUGCAAAAGAAAGGAAAAAUUGAAUAGUAGAAUCAUCAAGAUUCAGGCAUUAUGGAGAGGUUACUCUUUGAGGAAAAAAAGUGAUUGUAAGAAAAUUAAAGCUAUACGAUUGAGUCUUCAAGCCGUCAACCAGGAGAUUCGAGAAGAAGACAAGCUCUACAAAAGAACUGCUCUGGCUCUUCACUAUCUUUCCACAUCAAAGCACCUUUCUGUCAUUCUUGAGGCUUUAAAGCACCUGGAGGUAGUGACUAGAUUGUCUCCACUUUGUUGUGAGAACAUGGCAAAUGGUGGAGCAGUGUCUAAAAUAUUUGUUUUAAUCCGAAGUUGUAAUCGUAGUGUUCCAUGUAUGGAAGUCAUCAGAUAUGCCAUUCAAGUCUUACUUCAUGUUGCUAAGUACGAGAAGACGACUUCAGCAGUUUACGAGGUAGAAAAUUGUGUGGACACGCUCUUGGAGCUUUUGCAGAUGUACCGAGAGAAGCCUGGUGAUAAAGUGGCAGACAAGAGUGGCAGCAUUUUUACAAAAACUUGUUGUUUGUUGGCUGUCUUGUUGAAGGCAAGAAAUCGAGCCUCUGAUGUAAGAAUUAGAGCCAAAGUUGUUGACUGUAUUUAUAGUAUCUACAAACUCACUGCUCGUAAGCAUAAGAUGAAUAUAGAGAGAAUACCCGGUAAACAAAAGAAAAGUGCUUCUGUCUGCAUGCCCUUACUUCCAGAAACACCCAUGAGGACCAGGAUAGUCUCCAGGCUGGAACCAGCUUGGGUUUUGAGAAGAGACAAUGUGGAUGAAGUGAAAAAUUCCCUGCAAGCUAUUCAAAUGCUGAUGGAUACACUUGGCAUCCCUUAUUAGUAAAUGUAAAUAUUUUCAGUGUGGACAGUCUAAAGAAAUAUUGUAGCUGAUCAUGAGUAUGUAAAGUGUCUUCCUGCUUUUGCUGUAUAGUUUUUAAAAUCUGACUUUGUAUUAAAAAUAAACUCA